This is a messenger RNA of Cladocopium goreaui, 7140 nucleotides long. Lineage: Eukaryota; Dinophyceae; Suessiales; Symbiodiniaceae. The record is from the annotation of a GenBank genome assembly.
AUGGCUAAGGUGCUACGCGAGCUUCCCCGGGGCGAAGCCGCAAUCGCGGAAGCCCACGAAAAAAGCCGUGACGCUGCCGUCCAAAUCGCCGCCGGCGAUCCCCUGGAAAUCACCAAUUUCGAGGGCGAAACCUCUUACAGCGUGACGAUCGCCGGCAAGAAACGCGAGCUGCCCUACACCUACUCUCGCCUGGGUGCCCUGACCUACGGCAUGCAACUCACCCCCGAGGAUGAGGCUAACCUUCCGUCCGUCAGCAAGAGUCGCAUCCUCAGCAAAGUGAACGGCAACUACAUCUCGCUCCAACUCCGCGUUCAACGAGAUGAAUCGACCGGAAAUGUGUACCUGUACUACAAGCCCUUCGCGCUGGUGGGGGCUUACGACAACCAAGAGCGGUCCCAGGAGUUUUCGCCUUUGAUGGAAGACUCGGUCCGCGACGUCCGCGGCAUUGGGCUGUUCGUCAAACCAGGCACAACGCCUUCGGCCGAGGCGUUCCGAACCUUCGUAGCGAUCAACAAGAACACCAUCACCGUCGACAACGGCUCAGCGGAACCGGCCUUGGAACCACAUUACGAAUUCUUCUUUGGGCGUCUCCGCGUCGAAGGCGAUGACGUUCAGCUGCAUGUGUUUGGCACCACAGAAUACCGCAAGAAACUGAACUACAUGAACGCCUACCAGGCACCCGCGACGCGUGAAGAAUGCACCAUGCUCAGCACGAUCUUCUUCACCGACUACACGCUGGCCAAGCAAUCCCCAUCGGCGAAAGCCGCCCGCGAGGUUUUGAUCAAGCGCCAGGCUCAAGUAUCACUCGAUCAAGCGAAUGAGUACGCCAAGAGCCAGGGGCUUGAAGGCGACGCGUGGGAUAACCUGACGGAAAUCCUUGAUGCGAUGAUCGACGGGCAGCGGAUGAUCUGCUGCGGCACGGCCAAGAUCCGCGACAAGAUCGCUCGCGACGGCGCCGAUUACGUCGAGAUCGAGGUUCACCGCACACUGCCCGCCACGUUGGUAAAGCUGCGGGCCGAGGGCUACCAGAUCGUGGGGCUCGAGCAAACGACCCAUUCCGAGUCGCUAUAUACAUACGCGUGGACUCUCAAGAGUGUGCUCGUGCUUGGCAACGAGCGGCGAGGAUUAGACCCCGAGGUGCUCAAGCUGCUCGACGCAGCCGUUGAGAUUCCGGUUUACGGGCAGCCUUUCAGCCACAAUGUGGCCACCGCAUUGCCCGGGCGACCUGAAACAUUCUGGAGAGGGAUAACCGUGGCUGGUACCUGCGUUAUCGGUUUGCAGUGGGGCGAUGAAGCCAAAGGGAAAAUCGUCGACCUGCUGACCGAAGAUCACGAGAUUGUGGUCCGCAGCCUGGGCGGAUCGAACGCAGGGCAUACGGUCGUAACCGGUGGGCAAACCUACAAGCUCUCGCUCAUCCCCAGCGGCAUCUUGUACCCCAAUGUGCAAUGCGUGGUUACCGGGGGCGUGGUGAUCAACCCGGAAUCGAUUCUGGGUGAAAUCGAUCAGCUAGCCGAACGCGGAGUGCACAUCGGCGACAACCUGAUGAUCAGCAAUCGGGCGCAUGUCAUCUUCCCCUGGCACCUAGAAGAGGAACGCCUGAUCAAUGCCCCCGUGGCCGACGGAGAAUCAAUCGGCACAACCAACCGUGGUAUCGGUCCUUGCUACCGUGACAAAGUCGGCCGAUCGCAUGCCAUCCGUUUGGGCGACCUGUACCGUGACGGACUCAAGAAAGAAAUCGAACGGAUCCUAAAAGACAAACGUGCCAUGCUGGCCGAACUGCCCGGGCAAAGUAACGGCCAAGCCUUGGAUGCCGAAAAGAUUUUCACCGAAUAUACCGCCCACGCCGAGCGACUUCGCCCGCAUGUGACCGAUACCACCAGCUACCUGCUCGACGCACUCGAGGCCGACAAGCCCGUGUUGUUCGAAGGUGCUCAGGGAGCCCUGCUGGACAUCGAUCAUGGAACCUUCCCCUUCGUAACCAGCAGCAAUAGCUCGGGGGUGGGCAUUAGCUGCGGAUCGGGAGUUCCUGGUCGGUACAUGAAGCAGAUCAUCGGUGUGGUGAAAGCCUAUACGACUCGCGUCGGCGGGGGCCCCUUCCCCACCGAACAAGACAACGAAAUUGGGCAACGCAUCCGCGAUGUCGGCAACGAAUACGGUACCGUCACCCGGCGUCCUCGACGCUGCGGAUGGUUCGAUGCCGUGGCAGCUCGCUACACCGCCCGACUCAGCGGAGUCGACUGCCUGGCCGUGAUGCUGCUCGACGUUCUGAGCGGAAUGCCCGAGUUGCAGAUUUGCACGGCCUACGAAAUCGACGGAGAACGCGUCACCGCCUUCCCGGCCCAUGUCGACGAUCUCCGUAAGGCCGUCGCGGUCUACGAGACGAUCCCCGGCUGGGAAGAGGACAUCACCGGCGUUCGCAAAAUGGAAGACUUGCCGAAGAAUGCACGGAAGUAUUUAGACCGCAUUGGCGAAGUCGUUGGUCGUCCCGUAGAAAUCGUGUCGGUGGGGCCCGAUCGAGAGCAAACCAUCUUCGCCCGCCCCAAACACAUCGCCAUCAUCAUGGAUGGCAACGGUCGCUGGGCGCAGGACCAGGGUCUACCCCGCAUCGAAGGACACCGCCGUGGCGUAAAGGCCGUUCGUACGGUAACCGAGCAAUGUGCCCAACUGGGAAUCGAGCACCUCACGCUGUACUGCUUCUCGAGCGAGAACUGGAAACGCCCGCAAGCCGAACUCGACGCCCUGAUGAGCUUGCUGGAGCAGUUCAUGAUCGAAGAACGCUCCGAAAUCCUCCGGGAGAAUAUCCGGCUUACUGUGAUCGGUCGCCGAGACGGCAUCCCCGAGAGUGUGCUCGAAGAAACCGACAAGACCGUGGCCCUCAGCAGCGAAAACACCGGGCUGCACCUUUGCUUGGCCAUCAACUACGGCGGCCGCGGCGAGUUGGUCGAUGCGAUGCAGAGUCUCGCCGCGGAGGUGCGAGAGGGUCGAUUGAACCCUGAAGACAUCGAUGAAGACACGAUCGCCGAGGCCCUCUACACGGCCGGCACUCCCGACCCCGACCUGAUGAUUCGUACGGCGGGAGAACUACGAAUCAGCAACUACUUGCUAUGGCAACUCAGUUACUCUGAACUCUGGGUGACCAAACGUCGCUGGCCCGAGUUCGGCCGCGAAGAGCUUCAUCAGGCAAUUCGAGAAACGAUCCGGCUGCUCUCGACAGAUCGCUUCCAUCCUUCACCGGCCGUGGUUUACACAGGCAGUCUGGCCAUCUCCGUCAGCCCCUGGUUGGCUUACAUCUGGCCCGACACAACAUUGGGUACUCUUGGCUGGCCGAUGCUGGUUAUCGGUCUCGUAUUUGUGGGGGCAACCGCUGAAGCCGUGGUUCGCUAUCAACGUGAAACUCAGGCGGCGAUUCAGUUGGCGGUCACGCUGUUCGCAGUGAUGUAUGUUGGCCUGCUGUUGAGCUUCGUGGUGCAGUUGCGAUUGAUCGACGAUGGCGCGCUCGGCGUGAUCCCAAUUUUGGCGCUGAUCAUUGUGGUGAAGAUGAGCGACAUUGGGGCCUACACCGUCGGGCGGUUGAUCGGCAAACACAAACUGGCCCCAGCCCUGAGUCCUGGAAAAACUAUCGAAGGCCUUGCCGGUGGCGUGGCGUUCGCUUGCCUGGCUUCGUGGCUUGUGUGGCUUACGCUCAGUGCCGGUUAUGGCAAUAUGCCAGGCGAACUGUGCCUGGGCAUGUGGAUGCUCUUCGCAGCUGCGGUUGCCCUGGUCGGCGUGGUGGGCGACUUGGCCGAAUCGAUGCUGAAACGCGACGCAGGCGUGAAAGAUUCCAGCACCUGGAUGCCCGGUUUCGGGGGCGUCCUCGACUUGUUGGAUUCGAUUCUCAUCUCUGCCCCGGUGGGCUACGUUUUUUGGGCCACGGGACCACCCAGCGCGGCCGAGAGUGCCUCGCUCAACUGGAUGUUCAGAUCCACCAUAUCGGUUGUCGAUUCCGAAUCGCUGACGUCACUCUUCGGAGCACACGAUCAGCAUCUAAGGAAAAUCCGCGAAGCGCUCAGCGUGAAUAUUUCGAUGCGCGGUGACGAAAUCCAGAUUGAAGGCGAAGAAAACGUCGUUGCGCAGGCAACCGAGGUGCUGACCGAGCUGAACAAGCUGGUUCAGCGACACGGUUCCUUCGAGCCCGAGGAAGUCACUCGCCUGUUGGCCACCGUUCGUGGCGAACCCGCUCCGCCGAACUCACCCGAGCUGGGCGUUCAAGCAGCAGGGCGAAAACUGGUUCCCCGCACCGAUGGCCAAGCCCGCUAUCUCAGGGCCAUCCACGAGCACGAGCUUGUCUUCUGUGUGGGUCCCGCCGGCUGCGGAAAGACAUAUCUGGCCGUGGCUUCAGCCGUGGCGGCUUUACGUCGUCGCGAAGUUCGCAAGAUUGUGCUGGUUCGUCCCGCGGUCGAAGCUGGCGAAAACUUGGGCUAUCUGCCCGGCGACUUACAGGCAAAAAUCAAUCCCUACCUGCGUCCGCUGCUCGAUGCAUUGCAAGAGAUGAUGGACAGUGACCAGGUGAAGAAGUACACCGAGCAGGACAUCAUCGAAGUCGUCCCCUUGGCCUACAUGCGCGGUCGCACACUCAACCGGUCGUUCAUUAUUCUGGACGAAGCCCAGAACACCACAACCGCUCAGAUGAAGAUGUUCCUCACCCGGAUGGGACACGAGUCGAAGAUCGUGGUUUCCGGCGACGUCACCCAAGUCGACCUGCCGCAUCACGCCCGCAGUGGGCUCAUCGAUGCUAUCGCUCGUCUGCAAGGAAUUCGCGGGGUUGCUCGCGUUGAGUUGACAGGGGCAGACAUUGUCCGCCAUCGUCUCGUCACUGAAAUCGUUCAGGCAUAUGAGGAGAAGUCGAAGAAGCGGUCCGCACGAGUCGCCGCGCUGGAAUUGCCUCCCAGCCGUACGGCUCGGGCGCUCGGCCAACUGCGGCGUUCAACGUCGCUGGCCAGGCUCGGAAUGGCCAUGGUGGCCAUCGUCGUGCUCUGGGUGGUGAUGCGAGGCUGGGCUCCUCCCUUCUCGUAUCACGUUGGAUAUGUCCCCCAUCGCGAACUCACCGCCCGAGUUUCGUUUGAAAAGUUCAAUCCCGACGCCACCCGCGACAUGCAACAGGCGGCCCGCCGACGGGCUCGCUUCGUGUACGAUCAAGAUCCUGAGCCGCUCAUCCAGCUUCGCAGCGCGUUGGUGAAUCAGGUCUUGGCAGUUACGAACGCCCCGUCGCUGAAGGAUUUGGCCGACGACGUCUGGAACCAGUUCGAUCCCCCUCCGGCCGACGCAGCCAACCAACCCACCGAAGCAGAGCGGGAAGAGCGAUUCCAACAGUUUCGUGCCGCACUUACCGGCCAAGACGCAAUGACCGCCUUCGAGAAGGCACUCGAAAGCUCCUUCCAGAAGUACGAGCGUAUCGGUCUGCUCGACCAGCUUCCCCCGGAGCAUUCCGGUGAGGGCAAUCAAGACGAGAUCACGGUCAUCAACCUGAAGGAUCCCAAAGAUCCGCUCACGGUCAAAGUAACCGACGUGCUGAUCGGUGACGGUAGCCCGAUCUACGCCAGCCUGCUCAGCAAGAUCAAGCCGGCCGAAGUGGCCGAUCGGGUAUUCGCCUGGCUCAAGCCACGGCUGCCCACCACACUAAAACUGGAUAUCGAAGCCACGGAACGUGCCCGCGAGGCGGCGGCCGAAGCCGUGGAGCGGCAGUUCGUCACUUACGACCCAGGUCGUGUGCUGGCUGGUGCUAAGGAUCCGCUCAGCAAAGAAGAACUCGAUGUCUUGAGGCUCGAAUAUAUCGCCUAUUGCGCUCAGCUCUCGACCACGGAACUGCUGACCCGGUCGGUCGCCACUUUGGGCCUCAUCUCCGGCGUCUUUAUCUUAUGCGGCUACUUCAUCCUUCGCCGUGCCCAUUACAUCCUCGAAACUUGGCGGCAGUACUCCCUACUGCUUGGCUUCGUCGUCGGCUCGGUCGCCCUGGCUUGCUGGAUAUCCCAAGAUCCCUGGCGAGCGGAGAUUCUGCCACUGUUGUUCUUAGGCAUGACCUUCGCCGUCGCGUACGGUCGCGAAACAGCAUUGCUGCUCUCGGCGGCCGUGUCCUUACUUAUGGUGUUGGCCAUCGACCAGAGCCUGGGGACCUUCAUGAUCCUGGGCGGCUCGGUGGCGUCUGCCGUGCUAUUGCUGGCUCGUAUUCGCAGCCGAAGCAAGCUAAUUAAGGUCGGCGGACUUGCGGCCCUCGCCGCCGCCACACUCACUUUGAUCGCCGGCAUCAUCCUGGGCCAACCGCUUCAAGAACCACUCUGGCGUCUGGCCGGGUUUAACGCCUUAUGGGCUUUAGGAGCAGCCCUGCUCAACUUCGGCCUGCUCACGGUGAUCGAGAGUGUAUUCGGCGUGGUCACCGAUCUGACGCUGCUCGAGUUGGGUGAUGUUUCACUUCCGCUUCUGCAAGAACUAGUUCGCCGUGCCCCGGGAACUUAUAACCACUCAAUCAACGUGGCCUCAAUUGGCGAGGCUGCCGCCGAUAGCAUCGGCGCCAACGGUCUGCUGGUUCGCGUUGGGGCCUACUACCACGACAUCGGGAAGAUGUUCAACCCAGGGUACUUCAUCGAGAAUCAGGGCGAAGCCGAGAACCGGCACGAGUCGCUGAUGCCGGCCAUGAGCACCCUGAUCAUCAUCGCGCACAUCAAAGAUGGUGCCGACCUGGCAAGACAGCACCAUCUACCCCAGGCCCUCAUCGAUUUCAUCAUGCAACACCACGGCACUACGCUGGUGGCCUACUUCUACAAUCGUGCCCACCAAGAGAGCGCCGACAACCCCGACGCCGCCGAAGUGGACGAGGCGGCGUUCCGCUACCCGGGCCCCAAGCCUCAAAGCCCCGAAACGGCCAUCCUGAUGCUGGCUGAUGGCGUCGAAAGUGCCAGCCGGGUGCUCACCGAACCGACCCCCGCCCGCAUCGACAGCCUGGUACGCGAAAUCGCCAUGAAGCGAUUGCUUGAUGGGCAGUUCGAUGAAAGUGGACUGAACUUGAAGCAGCUUCGCACGAUCGAAGACAGUUUGAUCAAGUCGCUCACGGCCGUAUACCAUGGCCGUGUGAAGUACCCCGAUGCUGCGUCACAACGAACCGCAUGA